GCGUGAGCGUCGACGCGUCGUGGUUGUAAGUAGAAACCCCUCUGCAGUGAUUGAACUCCGAAAGUUCAAACAUGACAGAAGACCGCGAUGAGAAAUCUGGAAACGCAACAGCAGGGUCAGAAAAUGACGACGGAGAACUUGGAAUGAAGCCAUGGGAGCAGCAUUCAACUGUGAUCAGCAUCCCUCGCUUCGACUACAACGCUCCCUAUUCUAUCCUUCGUCACUCUCACUGUGGCUUUCUCAUCACCUGCCCCCUCAUUUGGUGGAGAGCUGUGCCGUUUUCCAUGCUGUUAAACUUGGAUGGAGCCCGAUCAGACUCUUUCCAUUUUCCGUCUCUAGAUUUACAAAAAAAAAAAGUAUCUUCCAAAUGCUGAUUCAAAGAAAAGGAAACUCUGCAUUAGGAGUGGAGACCCUGACAGCUUGGAUUGCAAGGAGUCUGGGUGUAGCAAUGAAAUGUCAGGCAAUAGUCUUGAAACAACGAAGUCUGAUAUGUAUGCAGAAAAGAAUCUUGACCUUUCUCUAGUGAAGCUGACCAGAAGUGGGUUGCUUCUCUUAACAUUUCCUUUUGGAAAGUCUCCUCCAAUUGUCAAUAUUCUAUUUGACAUUGUCCAGUCUCUAGAAUCUCACAGUUUAUGCAUCCCACGUUGGUGUCAUCGAAUAUUCCCUAUUCAAGGCACAUGUGUCUUAGAUGAGAAAGGACUUCAAAUGAUAGUUCCCAAGCUUGUUAAUGGGUUUAUGAUUGACAAUCAAAACAAACUUGGCCAACCCGUUAAGUUUGCAGUGGGAUAUAACAGGAGGGGCAUUGAAGAUUCUGGGAUGAAAAAUACACACAGUGACAAAAAUGAUCAUAUUUCUACUUUGCUGGACCGUACUAAAUGCUUUGGUGUUGUUGCAGCAAUUGUAAAAGAUAUUAUCCCCAAUUCAGUAGUAGAUCUAAAGUACCCAGAGUUUGCUGUCCUUAUUGAGUUACUACCGCUUUCUGGAACUUCUGAUGGUUUAGUGGUGGGUGGUGUGUCAAUUCUUCCAAAGGAACUGUUUAGUACAAAACCACGGCUCUCCGUCAAGGCUUUGGUUUUUGACACAAAGGCUAAGGGUGUUAAAAGAAGCUAGUGAGGCAAUGUGUUUCAAUUGUUCCAAGCCAGCUCAUUUUGCUUGGGCUCAAGGUCUAGUUUUGGCCAGCAAAUAUUUAAUUGCGUGUAUAUUCUGAAAUGGAACUGGAGCAGGUGGCGGAGGCCUGGAAUCAUCGUUUUAAAUCUGCCCAACUUUUUUGCCUAUAUUUUAUCAUGAAAGCGACACCUUGUAUGACAACUAUGAUUACUAUGCUAUGAAUCCUUAAAAAACUCUUGGCAUUUCUUAGUGUAUUCAGCAAGUAACUACUCCCUCCAUUCUUAUUAAAACUUAUAACUUUCCUUUUUCCUCCGUUUCGAUUAAAACUUCCACUUUCC
Molecule: messenger RNA, 1445 nt
Organism: Cuscuta europaea
Lineage: Eukaryota; Viridiplantae; Streptophyta; Magnoliopsida; Solanales; Convolvulaceae
Source: the annotation of a GenBank genome assembly